GUAGCCUCUCACUUACUCGACCUCUAUUUUGGUCCUCCUAUUAUUGUGCAUUGUCCUUCCACGCAGCGAAGGCGUUAAAAUGGAGACCCAGCAGCCGGCGGCACAGAGGGAGCAAACCACCCCAUUCCACGUGGUGGCGAUGCCUUAUCCCGGCAGAGGCCACGUCAACCCAAUGAUCAAUCUCUGCAAAUCGCUAGUUUCCAGGUACCACCGAAUCUUCAUCACCUUCGUCGUCACGGAGGAAUGGCUCGGCUUCCUCGCCCCCGAGACUAGUUUGCCAGCUAAUUUCCGGUUCGCCACCAUACCCAACGUCAUCCCCUCGGAGAUAGGCCGCGCCGCCGACUUUCCCGGCUUCGUGGUUGCCACUCUGACUAAGCUGGAAGAGCCUUUCGAGCGGCUACUGGAUCAGCUUGAGCCGCCGAGGCCUAGCGUCAUCGUCUACGACACCUACCUGAGUUGGAUGGUCGGCGUAGGCAACCGGAGGAGUAUUCCGGUGGCUUCGUUUUUUACUAUGCCGGCAUCCGUUUUCUCGGUGAUCUAUCACUACGAUCUCCUGGUGCAAAAUGGGCACUUCCCCGCGGAUUUAUCAGAGCGUGGAAACGAGGUGGUCGACUACAUACCUGGACUUCCGUCAACCCGCUUAGCAGAUCUUCCAACAUUCUUCCACGGCGACGGACGGAAGGUCCUCCAUUUAGCGGUGGAAGCUAUGUCACGGGUGCGAAAGGCGCAGUUUCUCCUCUUCGCUUCCACGUACGAGAUCGAAUCCCACACCAUCGACGCUCUUAAGGCAGCAAUCCCCGUCCCCAUUCACCCCAUCGGCCCGGCGAUUCCUUACUUUAGCCUUACAGAGAGCGAAAUCAGCCAUGGCAAUGUGCAGUGGCUUAACUCUCAGCCCAGAGCCUCUGUCCUUUACAUUUCGCAGGGAAGCUUCCUCUCUGUUUCCAAAGCUCAGAUGGACGAAAUCAUCGCGGGGAUCGCCGGCAGCCGCGUCAGGUUCUUCUGGGUGGCGCGAGGAGAGGCCGACGCUUCGAGAAUCCGAGAUGUGUGCGGAGAGAAGGGGGUGGUGGUGCGGUGGUGCGACCAGCUGAAGGUGCUGUGCCACAGCUCGAUCGGGGGCUUCUGGUCGCACUGCGGCUGGAACUCCACCAAGGAAGGCGUUUUCGCCGGCGUUCCGUUCCUCACAUACCCAAUUUUCUGGGAUCAAGUUCCGAACUCCAAGACAAUCGUGGAAGAGUGGAAGAUUGGGUGGAAGGUGAGGAGAGGAAUGGGGGCUGAAUCGGAGCUGGUGACGGGGGAAGAGAUUGCUGGAACGGUGAAGAGGUUCAUGGAUCUUGACAGCGACGAGGGGAAAGAAAUGAGGAGAAGAGCGAGAGAACUGGGGGAGAUUUGCCGGCGAGCGACUUCCAAAGGCGGCUCGGUUGACGCCAAUAUUGAUGCUUUUCUUCAGGGAAUUUCUGGCAAUCCUUGAACGGAUUAGUGAUUUAGCCUUUCAUCUUUCGGUUUAUUAUUGAAGUUUGCAAAUGACUUAGGGCUAUUAGCACCCAAAAAAACAAAAAUUUUAGGGACGCGUGACUGACGCUCGUGCCUCGUGCUCGUGCUCGUGCUCGUGCUCUUUUAAUAUUUGGGGUUGUGAAAUUGAAUUUGGCUCCCGAUUAGAAUUAGAAUUAGAAUUAGAAUUAGAAUUGUGUGGGUGAAAGCAUUGAGUCCUUCUAUUCCGUAUGACGUGAUAAAGCUUAUAAAUUUAAGUGCUCUUUCAGUCUUAA
Messenger RNA from Diospyros lotus (date-plum), 1763 nucleotides. RefSeq names its product UDP-glycosyltransferase 87A1-like. The coding region runs from base 80 to 1468 and encodes 462 amino acids. The transcript has 2 exons. NCBI's taxonomy places the organism in Eukaryota, Viridiplantae, Streptophyta, Magnoliopsida, Ericales, Ebenaceae. Gene Ontology annotation, molecular function: UDP-glycosyltransferase activity. The record is from RefSeq and is a predicted model, not a curated record.